This is a messenger RNA of Leptopilina boulardi, 3254 nucleotides long. RefSeq lists its product as uncharacterized. Bases 258 to 1940 code for a protein of 560 amino acids. The record is from RefSeq and is a predicted model, not a curated record. The transcript is spliced from 4 exons. NCBI's taxonomy places the organism in Eukaryota, Metazoa, Arthropoda, Insecta, Hymenoptera, Figitidae.
CGUUUGAUAACAUAACCUAUAAAAUAGUCGCGGAUGUUUUUUGACAGAUGUAUGUGUCAUUGUUUUUUAAAUAUAAACUAUAUCUGUUGUUAACAUUGUUGUGAAUAAGUUAAUUAUCAACUUUUGACAGUAAAAUUUUAUACAAUAUAAAUGUAUAGAAGAAUUAGAUAAAUUAAAAGCAGAAAAAUUAUGAAUUUUCCAAAUUCUUUGUAAUACAAUAUAUAUAUUGACGAGUGAAAUUCAAUUGCAUUUUCAUCAUGGCUAGUGAACAUUUAAGUGGAAAUGGAUAUUCACCACUUCCACAAAGUAUCAGUAAUACUGAUUCAGAAGAUGAGGAUGAUCAUCUUAAUGGACCUAAUCUUUCGAUUCAUAGAGAUUCAGAUGAUAUGACAAUGAUGGAAUCUUCACAUAAAAAUGGACAAUUUCAUCCGUUGGAUGAGUCUCAAAAUAUGGGAAAUCGAAUAAGAAAUGGGCGAAGUUCUCUUGGAUUUUGUAAUGACAAUAUUCCAAUAAUGGUAUUGGAUGGAGAUGGACAUGAUUUAUGGAAACGUCAUGAUAUGUCGCCUGUACGGCGAAUUUGUUUAGUAUUUUCAAUACUCUUAUGCAUUUUGACUACUCUCGUAUUUUUGUACGUUUUGCCUUGUGAUAAUUCAACUAUUUGCUCCGAGGCCUUGGAACCAAAAUCUUCUCUAUCAUGGGAAAAGACAUUAGAAGGUAUAGAGUUACAGGGUCCAAUUUCCGUACUUCCUGGAAAACAUUCAAAUCUUUUUUUUCUUCUUCGUGGACAAAAAUUUGGUAAUAUAAAUUCACAACUGGCAGGAUUGAAAAUUCCUAUCGAUGGCGGUGGAGUUUUAUCAAUGCAAGGAACAACGGGCGUUCCUUUAUGGUGGACAAUUCCCAAGGGUGCUCCAACGGAUAUAAAUUGUCUUUCCAUGGAUGUUAAAGGUUCAGGAAAGUUAAGUUGUAUUGUAGUCGGUGAACAAGGACUUUUAGAAAGUAUUAACGCAAUCACUGGUUAUGUUCAAUGGAUAUCGCCAAUUCGCACCUAUCCAAAAUUACCAUUAUUCCUACCGGAUGUGAAUUUCAACAAUGUCAUCGAUCUAUUAACUGUUCAAGUUGGUGGCGAACCAAAAAUAAAAUUGAUAAUUAUUUCCGGUGAAAAUGGCAAAGCACUGAAUAGUUAUCCAAUUGUUAAUUGUGAAUCGGUCCGACUUCACGCUCUAUCCUCGAAUUUCACUGUUUUGUAUUUUUGUAAAUUGGUUAAUGGUGAAGAAAUAUUGGAGUCAAUUGCAUUGGAUGAUCUAUUGUCGAAUUUAUCACAUAGACAAAGAAAAUAUGAAUCAACAUCCAAAUUUUCUUCUACAAAUGAAAUGGCCUUGAGUGAAAAUAAAAAUAUUUGGAAUUUGAGUCCAUUUUAUCGACUCUAUGUGAAAAAUCAAGGCGAAUGUCCUGGCGAAGAAUGUCAAGUUAAUGUUAGUAUUACUGUUCAAAAGAAAAAUGAAACGCGAACAAUUUGGAAUUAUUUUGGUUCGGGUUCAUUUGCAUCAUUGCCAACAAUUCUUAAUGAAACGGAUAAGCCAUUAAAAUCAAUAGGAUGUGUUUUGAAAUUUUGGCAUUGGUCGACAUCAAAUGGAGAAAAAAAGAAAAUUGAUAAUAAAACGGGUAUUGUAAAACGAAUCUUAACCGAGAGAGUAUUAAUAAUUCUCAUGAAUGGUUCUGAUUUUCGUGUAUUUAAUGCUAGUCAAAGUGAUAUAAUUCAAUUAUGCAAAAAUGAUGUGUGUCAACCAAAUCUUGAAUUACAAAUGAAAUCAAUGGCAGUUGUCGAUCUUGAUAAUGAUGGUUAUUCAGAAUUAAUUAACUAUCGAUCGUCUUAUGAUGCGGAAUAUUCGGAAAUUUUGUCAUCAAAAGUACAAGUAGUGAAGCUCGAUGCAGUUCUUUAAAAUCACUUUAAGAUCAAAAAAAUAGAGAAAGAAAAAGCAAGGUAUGUAUAUGUUAAGAGAAAAUCGUUUUAAAAAUGAUUUUUCUCAUUUACAGAGGCUAUAAAAAAAAACAUAAUAUCGCGAAGAUAAUAAUCCAAAAUCGCUUAAUCUAUGUACUUAUAAAUAUACAUUAUUUUUUACAAUUUGAAAUAACAAUUUUAAAUUUAAAUAAUACUUAAAAGUAUAUAUGUGUGACUCAAAAAAAAAAUUCGCGUUUCUUUAUGAACGCAUCGAAGGUAAUCAAAAAUUUUAUUUUAAUUGUUAGAAUCGUUAAAACAAAAGUACAAUGGUUUUAACUGUUUUACAAAAAUUGAUAUUUUUAAUUUUAAUUAUAUAUAAAAAUCAAUAACAUUUUAAAUUUCCAAAGAUAUAGACAUUUUUAGUAUAAUAUUAAGAUUUAAAAAAAUAUAUAAUUUAAAUUUCGUGUACUUUAAAAAAACAAUUUACGAUUUAUAGAAAAGUAAAUUUCCUAUUAAUUGCGAAUUAAAUUUAUUUAUUUAUUGACUUUUUUGUGAUAUAAAAAUAUAUAACAUUGAAAACAAUUUUAAUGUUUAGCGUGUAAUACUUUCGUUUUGUUAUUUGUUGUAUUUUUAAGAAAAAGUGUGAAAGUUUAUUGAAACUUUCAUCUCUAUGUAAUUUUAAAACACAAAAAUAAACUUUUGUUUUUAAAUGCAUUUUAUUAUUAUUAUUAAUUACAUUUUAUUAAAUGUCAUUGAUAUAAAUUUUAAUUAUUUAAUUAUUUAUUUUAAUUAUUUAAUAGAAUGUAUAAUUUUAAUUUUCAUCAACCAGGGUGUCCAACAAUCAGGGAAGUCAGGGAACUUUUUAAAAAUUUGCCAAAAAUGAACAUUUUUAUGAAUUUUUUAAAUUUUCUGGUGCAAGAAAAAGUGAAUAAAGCUAAUAAAGAAAAUGUUUUUUAUUAUCAUAAAAAUACUUUAAUAAUUUAUACUUUUCAUUUUUUUAAUAUUAAAUAUUUAUUAAAGAAAAAUUGGAAAAAGUUUAGGAAAAAGUCAGGGAAUUUUUUUUGUUCUUCUUGCUGGACACCCUGUCAACAAUACAUUUAUUAUAUUUCAUUUUUAGAAAAAAAAAUUUUUGACAAUUUUUCAUGGAAUUUUUCGUUUUUUAAAAUUACAAUUUAUCAAAUAAUUCAAUUAAUCGAAAAUAAUUAUAGAAAUGUAUUUAAAAAUUCUGGAAUGCAGCUGUAAAAUUGUAUUUUGCAAUUACCUAUUGUCAAUUUGUAAUAAAAAAGAAUAAAUAAACUGACCAAUGAAAUUCCAA